Molecule: messenger RNA, 802 nt
Organism: Cheilinus undulatus (humphead wrasse)
Lineage: Eukaryota; Metazoa; Chordata; Actinopteri; Labriformes; Labridae
Gene: get1
Product: guided entry of tail-anchored proteins factor 1
Exons: 5
Coding region: 64-585 (173 amino acids)
Biological process (GO): tail-anchored membrane protein insertion into ER membrane
Source: RefSeq, a predicted model, not a curated record
UGCUGCUGGCGCAGCUGCAGAGAGUUGGCUGCUACAAGGGGGCUGAACGGGGAAGGAGCAAACAUGGCGUCGGGCUGUGCGUGGUUCCUUGUUCUGGGCUCGGUUUUCCUUUGCAAUCUAAUGAAAACACUUCUGCCGACUAUAUCUUCUUUCCUGUCAAAGAUGAUACAGAAGGAUGCAGAGCAGGAGAGCGAGAUGAGGACUGAAAUCCAAGAGAUGAAGAAGGAACAGUCUUCGAUCAGCAUGAUGGAUGAGUUUGCUAGAUACGCCAGAUUGGAGCGCAAGAUCAACAAGAUGACAGACAAGCUGAAAACACACGUGAAAUCCAGAACAGCACAACAAGCCAAAAUGAAAUGGGUUGUGAACAUUGUCUUUUAUAUUCUACAGGCUGCUCUGAUGAUCUCCUUGAUAUGGAAGUAUUACUCUGAUCCAGUUACGGUGGUUCCAAGUCGAUGGAUUGCUCCUGUGGAGCGACUGGUGGCCUUUCCAACAGGAGUGGCAGGUGGAGUAGGAAUCACAUGCUGGUUGGUGGUCUGUAACAAAGUAGUAACCCUGGGUCUCCAUGCUGUCAGUGACCUGAGCUGAGCUACAUCCAGCCGUCUUCUUCUUUUUUGCUUGUGUGUUUUUUGACAUUGUUUAACACUGGUGUCUGAAAUGCAGUGCAUUUUAGAAUUUGGUGUUUCAUAUUGCCACUUUGUUUUCCCAUUUCUUUUUUUGAUAUAUAUUUUUAUUUUAAUUUAUUGUUUGUUGUGAAUGAAAUGUUUUGUUUAUUGUGAAGAAUUUAAGUAAUUAAAACCUCAAA